AUGUCAACUUCUGAAGAAUUUGGAUCUGCCUCAUCAUUAAUUUCAACCGAAGUAUCUCGAGUUACUGUUCGCGUACCUCCUUUUUGGCGUCAAAAUCCUAAACUUUGGUUUCGCCAACUGGAAUCUCAAUUUGUAACCUUCGGUAUUACGUCAGACACAACAAAAUACAACACAUUGGUUGGAUCUAUAGAGAGCAACAUCCUAAAUCAUGUUAGUCAUAUCGUUGAAGCACCCCCAGCAGAACACAAAUAUGAAACUCUUAAAUGUUCCCUGUUAAAUGAAUUUAUUGAAUCCGAAGAGAAAAGACUUCGUCAACUUUUGGAAAACGUAAGUGUUGGCGAUAAAAAACCAUCCGCACUUUUACGAGAAAUGCGUGCAUUAGCUUCGGGCAAAGUUUCUGUAGAUUUACUCAAGACAUUGUGGAUUCAACGUCUUCCAAAUACAACAAAGGCAAUAUUAUCAGUUAGCAAUGAUACAAUCGAUAAAUUAUGCUUAAUAGCUGAUAAAAUUCAUGACCAGUCUGACCCCACAAUCAACGCUGUUUCUGUAAAUAAUGAUGAACGAAUCUCAAACCUAGAAAAUACAAUUCAAGAAAUAUUUUCCAAAUUAGAUGCUCUAUCAAUUGAUAAUCACCGUCGAAAUAGAAGUUCUUCAAGGAAUUUGUCAAGAAAUCGAACUCGUUCUCCAUCCGAAAAAUCAUUUUGUUGGUAUCAUCAUAAAUUUGGGUCUCGUGCGACCAAAUGUCGCUCACCAUGUUCCUAUAAAUUAUCGGAAAACAUCUAG
Calliphora vicina (urban bluebottle blowfly) is the source of this 783-nucleotide messenger RNA. RefSeq lists its product as uncharacterized. The transcript has a single exon. NCBI's taxonomy places the organism in Eukaryota, Metazoa, Arthropoda, Insecta, Diptera, Calliphoridae. The coding region runs from base 1 to 783 and encodes 260 amino acids. The record is from RefSeq and is a predicted model, not a curated record.